AGGCCAAAAACUCAGGCAUCCAGCAUUGAAUCUGUUCUGGUUUCAGCUCUACCAGAGGUUGCUCAAGUGCACAUUAGAGAACAAACAACUAGUGAUACAAUCUACAAGACAUCAAAUGUGACUGUUGAUGGCACAGACUAUGUCUGUGGAAUGUUUCUGUCUGUAGGAGUCAGCGGUGGACUGUCAACAUUUUGCAAAAUAGAACAGAUCUUCCUUGUAAAUCACAAUGUAUCUUUUCUCUGUUGUGAUUAUGACUCCUGGUAUGUAGAACAUCUACGGUCCUAUGAGCUGACAACUGCAAACACAAGCCUGUCGAUCCACCUGCAGUCUGGUCUGAAUGAUACAGUCCCUCUUCCAGCAUACAAGAUAGGCGGCUCGCUACUGCUAACCCUGAAGCGGUUCAUUCAAGUGAGACAGAACUAAGCACAAUGGCAGCUGCAUCCCCUGAACCAAUGAUUCUACGUGUUGUUCAGCCAGACCAGGCUAGAAAAUUUAAACUCAGCUCACGACCAGCCUCUGUUGAUGCACUGAUCAAUAUUCUAAAAGAACAGCUGGACAUUGACCUUGACUUUGAUUUACUUUAUGAAGAUCCAGACUUCGAUGGAAAACUUACAUCCCUGAACGACAUUGAGGAAUUGCCACAAAAAGCAGUUGUGCACAUUUCACUUUCACAAGACUCCAGCUCCAGCUCUCUGCUUUCAGAUGUGUCCUCUCCAGAGUGUCUCAGCAGGUGGCCUACGGGACCUUUUCCAGUUCCCACCUUUGAUUUUGAUGUUGAGGUGGAACUUAGAGAUGGGAAUGCGGAAUAUGAGAAGAACCACACACCCCUUAAAGUGACAAGAGACCUAAAGCAUGACAUUUUAGAAAAGCUUGCAUCUACUAUAUAUGGUUUUAAGGCUUACCCAAGUGAUGAAGACAUUGCAAUGGCUGCUGAGGCUCUUGUAGCCAAACAUCCCUGCCUGAAGGAAGCAGGAUCUGAGACUGGCUGGAAUGGAUGGAAAUGCAACCUCAAGUUCAAAAUGGGCAAUUACAGGAUCAAGAUGAGGCGUGCUGGCUGUCAGGAGGUCCUGCACAGACGAGUCUGAUAAACCAGUGGGCCUCCUUGCGGUCAUCAGUGACCAUGACGCAGUCUAAAGUCCAGUUCACUACCAACCUGUGAGAGUCUCUGUCGUCAUUGAAAGUGAUGCCGGUGUCAGCCUCCCCAGACUUGGCGACGCCUUCCUGGUAAUCUUUGGACUGAUCUAUGCACUACACCUCAGCUAUCCCAAAGCACUGACCAACACUUUGAAUUUAUUCAAAAGAUUUCACUUUUUUUUUAAAGAAGGCUGCAGGGUUACCAGACUAGUUCAGUUUUUCUUUUGUCUGCUUACUGUAAUG
Messenger RNA from Alosa alosa (allis shad), 1377 nucleotides. RefSeq lists its product as uncharacterized. The transcript has 3 exons. The record is from RefSeq and is a predicted model, not a curated record. Lineage: Eukaryota; Metazoa; Chordata; Actinopteri; Clupeiformes; Clupeidae. The coding region runs from base 429 to 1085 and encodes 218 amino acids.